UGCCUGUCUGUCAAGCGGGAGCUGCUGUCGGACUCCGUGAACCUGAGGACCACCUAAGAAGGCAGCGAUGGAAACCAGGGCGCUGUCCACCGUAGCUCGUGGGCUGGUGCGAGGUCUGUCUGGCAAGGCCAGCAGAGACCGACGGCUGUUGCAGCCAAUCGCCGCGCUACUCGUGGUCCUCGCCCUGGGCUUCCAGUCGGUCUGCGCCGACGCUGCCACAGCCUGUCCAGCAGGCUGUUCGUGCCAGCACAGUGGCGAGCGGGCGUCCUGCGUCGGACUCACCCGGGUGCCCAAGUUCCUCGGUUACUCCCCCAGGACGCUGAGCAUCACUCAGCACCGGAUAACAGCAAUCGACAGCAGGUCCUUCAGAGGACUGGAGCGCCUGGAAGUACUGGAAAUCACCGAGGGUCGCCUGUCUGAGAUAUCCCCCGACGCGUUCUACACGCUGAGAGACCUCAAGGAGGUCAACAUCUCGCACAACGAGCUGAACGUGCUGCCCCGCGACGCGUUCGCCGAGUGCCGCCGGCUGGAGCUUCUGGACCUGUCCUGGAACCCGCUGGUGCUGCCUGGCCGGGGCCCCAUGCUGGUCUCCAGCUCGCUGUCCGCCCUCGACAUGUCCUUCUGCAGCCUCGGCAAACUACCGGACCAGGUUUUCUCCAAGGUGCCGGCCCUCAGCGAAUUACGACUGCGGGGUAACAACCUCCAGCUCGUAUCCGAGUGCAUUCUGGAACCGAUCCCCCAGCUGAUACUCCUGGACGCCGAUCUGACGUUCCAGUGGACCGAGUGCUCUUCCCAGGAGGCGACGACGAGUGGCACUCGGCAGGUGAAUAAGGUGGGAGACCCUGGGAGCGGGCGGGACCCCGCCGAGCGGCAGGCAACAGGCGACGUUCUCGCCUACGCAGAGGUGACCUUCAUCCCCACCCUGGCACAGUGGGUCUUUCUCGUCGUUACAGCACUACUUACAGCGUUACUACUCACCUACAUUCGCAAAGCGUGUGAAAGAGGUCAACGUCGAGAGGAACACAUAUACGAGAUUCUAGGUGGUAGUCAGACAGUUCGCAUACCAAUUACAAACAUGAAUUCAGAACAAGUAGCAAGUCGACCAGCUCCUGCGAGCAUUUAAGCUACCUUGCAACAGUUUCCUCAGGUGACGGGGAGAGCCGUUAUGUUAUUCCAGUACCGGGGUACGUUUUGCUUGCAAAAAAGAGGUAAAAGAUUUCAUAUUUUUAUGUUGUGUGUAUAGUUGACAGUACAUUUAAUCCCAGUUUUCGAUCUCGAAAACCCUCGGGACAACUUUUUGCAGCCAAAAGCUCAAGAAAUUUUGGCACUUUUUUUAAGGCUUUCGUCAAUUAUUCGGAAAUUAUCCAUCCAACUUUAAAUGUUACCCUAACCAAACUGAAAGAGCAUUAAAUGUUGACUCGAAUGACCUAUUUAAAUGUGAAAAUCGGUGCAGCCAUUUGGCCGCAAUCAGUUGUCGAAGUUGAUUCAUUUUUACCAGUUCGGCUAAAAAGUCGGCUCGAACGCCUGUAACUCAAAAGCGACUACUCCAAAUGAAAAAUGUCGCGUUAUCAACGUUAUAAAGCAAGGAAUUUCAUAUUACAAAACCAUAUAGUUUUUCAGAUUUAGGCACUAUUAAACGUUUGUGCACCUAAAAGCCAAAGUAAUUACAUUCUAUUGUUUUUCUUUCAAGUGACAGUUAUUCAAUGAAAUGAAAUCUCCAGUGAGGAGAUGGCUCUCUAAUGAGCACAUAUGUGUUCUGCAUGUGUAUCAUUUUUAAUUUUCUUCGUUCAAUUAUGUUUUUAUUCGUUUUUACACAUGUCUUAAUUGGUAUGAGUCGGUUGCUAAAAUGAAAACCAAGUACAUAGUAAUGGACAUAUGAGUAACAUAAAAAUUUGUACUAAUGAAGAAAUAAAAUGGUAUGGCAAGAUUUAAAAAACAAUAAUAUAUCAGAGAUUAACAUUUUAUCAAGUUUCAAUUCCAUCGCCGUCGUUUGGGAGACUCCGGCAUGUCCCGCUCCCAGCAACCGAUCUCCUGUGUCACCAACUUCCUCGACCUGGAACACAUCUUCUACCUUCUCCACAUCCUUGCCGGGUCCAGUUUCUGGGGCGUUCUCGCAAGAUAAGCCAUAAGAGUGUUUGCACGCCGAUGAGCACUUCAGUCCAGAUUUGGGACGUCCACAUGCUGCUGUCCACCUCGUUCUGCGUGCACAGGAAACCACGUUCAGUAGCGUAUCUGGAGCCGCAUCUUUCGUCAUCGUCAGGGGAAACGAGGCUGUUUUCUUCCAGCCGCACUGGAACGGAUCAGUUUUCUGCCCCUGCCAAGCUUACAGCUCAUGGUAGGAUCACAGUGAGUGCCACCUCGCUGCGUGCGAUGUUUGCGGUAGCCUUUCGUGUUUGAAAGAUUUUCUCGGAGCAGACUUUACGAAAAGCUCGUGCCUGAGGUCGUCCAAAGCCGCGCAGCUGUAAUUCCCGUACACUGUUCUACCGCCUAUGCUGUUAAGUCUUGAGAGGCUGAGGGUUUAACAAGUUCAGCAGCUUGCAAUUUAAGAUGUGGCUGUUGCUCCAUAUGGUUUAGUAAUUU
Molecule: messenger RNA, 2580 nt
Organism: Schistocerca nitens (vagrant locust)
Lineage: Eukaryota; Metazoa; Arthropoda; Insecta; Orthoptera; Acrididae
Product: leucine-rich repeat-containing protein 4C-like
Exons: 3
Coding region: 68-1123 (351 amino acids)
Cellular component (GO): voltage-gated potassium channel complex
Molecular function (GO): voltage-gated potassium channel activity; potassium channel activator activity; transmembrane transporter binding
Source: RefSeq, a predicted model, not a curated record